Molecule: messenger RNA, 1505 nt
Organism: Caenorhabditis sp. 36 PRJEB53466
Lineage: Eukaryota; Metazoa; Nematoda; Chromadorea; Rhabditida; Rhabditidae
Source: the annotation of a GenBank genome assembly
AUGCUCCGCCGCUCGCUUCUUUUGACGAUUCUCGUCGUCGUGGGCGACGGUGCGAAUCAUCCGAUUCCGAAGAUUUUGACGACCAUCACCACGACGACCAUCUCGUCGGUUAUUGUGCACGCCCGGCUGCCAGAAGGUAUCGCACUUUUCACUGUCACUUUUUGCUGUCCUUGUCGUCUUUGUAGGUUUUGUGACCGAGUUAGGCCUGAAUUUCAGUGCGAGCGAACCAGACAUGGGAGUGCGGAACCGACGAGUUCACCAAGUCGAUCAGCGAGGGAGAGAUCCUCGCAAAGUGCCCCAAACUUCGAGGUAUUUGCAUAUUUAUAAUAACCGCAUUGACAAACAAGCCUAUGAAGUCAUAGUAGGCCCCCCCCACAAAAAGGCGUGUACAUUGCAGAUCACAUCAACAGCUGCUGCUGGCAGCACGACAACUGUUACGACGCGCAAUCCGGACAGAAAUUCUGCGACGACACCUUCUGCUCGUGUCUUGAGGUACGCGUUUCAGGCCUAGUUAGGCCGAUUAUACUUUCUAGGCCUAGGCCUCAGAUCUCACUUUUCAAGCCUAGAACAGACGUUUCAGGCUGAUUAGGCCGUUCUCCUCUUAUUCUUAAUGGUUUUUUAUGCCUUUUUUUGGCCUCCAAGACCCCCGUAGACUGUUUAGCAGAGUUGAGCGGAAAAACUCAACGGAAGAAGAACACGGAAGAAUUUUUAUCUUUUUUAGAAAAUUUUUUCAUGGAAUGUGAUCAACUGACGAAAUGUAUAGCAAAUUGAACUGUGCUCAUCGAAAAAUAAUUGUAAAUUUAGCGAUUCAUACAAAAAAGUUAUUCGAGUAGUUCCGUGAAAAAAGAGCCAACGGAACAACUCGAAUAACUUUUUUGUAUAAAAAGCUAAAUUUACAAUUAUUUUUCUAUGAGCAGAGUUCACUUUGCUGUACAUUUCGUCAGUUGAUCACACUGCAUGAAAACAUUUUCUAAAAAAGAUAAAAAUUCUUCCCGUGUUCCGUUCUGUUGAGCUCUUCCGCUCAACUCUGUUGUUUAGGCUUUCUCUAGGCCCCCCAAAAAACAAUGCUACAAUUUUCAGCGCCGCUCGCGCAGUUCGAAAUCGUGUCACGACGAGUCGGCGCCGCUGUUCUGCGAUCUGGUGCGCACUUUCGGCGACGACGCCUACCGAGCGUCGGCGCCAAACGCCACGACGACUACCGACGAGGUACCGUACCCGGCAGCAACCGUAAUCCCAACCUACCGUAACCGCAUUGUAACCCCACACUUUCAGAGGUCUUCGUGUCGAAAAUUGUCGAAACUCGUACACUUUUUGCAGUAUGUAGAGCUUGAAUUUCCCUCUGAUUCGUUCUUUUUAACUAUCGUCAUCCACCACAUAACACUUUUGCAAUGUUUCUACCGUAAUCCCUACAGUAAUCCCUCAAAACCGUUGGUUUUCAGGGUCUUGUCGAAAAGGACGACUACGACUACGAGUCGCAAGUGAAAAACGCGACGAUUCCGGUCUAA